This is a messenger RNA of Symbiodinium pilosum, 350 nucleotides long. The record is from the annotation of a GenBank genome assembly. NCBI's taxonomy places the organism in Eukaryota, Dinophyceae, Suessiales, Symbiodiniaceae.
GCACAUUGGAGAGCGAGUGCUCCUGGAUGACUUCUAGCGACGGGCAUGUCGGUUUUGCUUCAGCGGCAUUGAAGGGAUUGCUGGGUGCAACAGAGCUUGGCCCCCUUCCUUGGCGGCGCGUCGCCUAUACCUUGAAUAUGCCAAGAUCAGACGUUCAUUUGUUUACUCUGGACAAGAACAUGCAUGGGUCAGCUGGUAAAUGGUCCAAAGACUUCAUCCAACUUCUGAUUCGCGCCAUCUUUCUUGAAGACGCCCCGAGCCUUUUACAGAGGCUAGGCACUCUGACUCAUGAAGAUCGUCACUGGGAGUCUGGCACGCGGAGGCGGUCUUGCCUGGCGACACGUUCGUGA